AUGGGUCAGGCUACGUCAAAUAUUGAUCCACAAGAAAAGAGGGACAUUGUACAAGAGUUCACUAAAGAGGAAUUGCAAACCUUGUUCUACCAUAGAUGUUUGCUGUUAUUGAAACCCAUUGAAGUGGCAUUUCUUAAACAAGACUUAAAUGGAAAGACUUCAGUAACUGCUGAUGAUUUAGGUAAACUCUUCAAGUUCCCAGAGAAUACCAAUUCUUUUUCAGAAGGCACCCUAAACAUUUUGUAUCAUGUGAUGAAAUUAAUCGGUAAAUUUCCCUUUAUAAACAACAACAAUUUAGCGAUUGAAGAGACGUUACUGUUUGAGGAAUUGGUAGUUUCAUUGGUGUUUUUCAGUGGACGUUAUAAGAAAAUAUUCAAUAGUGAUUAUGAUUUUUUAAAGUUAUUGUUUAUAAGUUUAUCCGAUAGACCACAAACCAAAGAUUCCAAGACAAUUGAUGAAAAGAAUGUCGACCCAGGAACUGAAAAAUUUAAAACAAACUUGAUAGUUGCAUUAGAAGAAGAAGAUAAACAAGAAUUGAGAGCUAGAAAGAUCAAUUGGUCAAAACUAGAUGUCAUUAAGGAUUUUGAUCACACAGAAGUGCAGCAAUUGCUGGUAAAUGCAAAACGUUUACAAGAUAUGACAACGUUGUGUUUGAUUCUCAAUGCAAUUGUUAGACAUAAUCAUGAUGCAAUACAGAAACAACUAGUUGAGUACUCAGAUAGAUGGCGAGAGUUCGAGGUGUAUUCCUUAUAUUUGCUUCGAUACUUGGAUGUCUACUUAGAAUUAGAUAAACUAGAGAACCAAAAGAUCUCAUAUGAUCUGUUCAGUAAGGGAAUUAAUGGAUUGCUACCUUAUUUUUUCCAGAUUAACUUGAACAGGAUGGUUUGUGAUUCGUUGCUCUCCUCCAAUUCGCCAAUGGCGACAAAGCCAACUGAGGAACACAAUGAUUCCACAGAAUCGACACCUCAGAAGAAACACACAUUUCCUAAGUUUCAGGAGACCAAGGUUGUCUCAAUUCCAUUUUUGUCUUAUGUGUCGAGUAUGCUUCAAGGAAUUGGGAAUCCAACCAUAUUAAGUCCAUCAAAUCUUGUAAAAUUGUAUGCUGGUUCAGAAGCUGGGUUUUCUAUCCGAUCGUUGGAAACAAAAAUUUUUAAAUGGCAGGCUCCCACUUUGGUUGUUGUAAGUGGUAAACGACUUAAGUCUAAAACCAUGCAAACGAAUAGAAGGUACCAAAAAUUCGAUGAGAUGUAUCCAAGACAUUUCUUGGCCCUGGAAAAUCACUUGAGAGAUUGGCAACAUGAAAGUGAUAGAAUUACAUAUGCUGUCUUGGUUAACCAACCGUGGAAAAGUUCAAAUAAGAAUAAUUUUGGAGACGAAAAGUCGAUUAUCUUGUCAAUACUGCCAAGAGCAGAUUAUUUUAAAAGUGUCCACAGUAGUAUAUUACAAGGGCAACUGAUUUAUUUCAAUAAUUUAGGCAUGGGAUUAGGUUUUGGUAAUAACCAACCUUUGAAUAAGAAUGACACCAAACGCUUCAUACCAGGUGAUAUGUCUUUAACCAUUGAAGCAAAUUUGGAGUUUGCUGUGUUUCGACACCUCGUUAAUCUGAGUUCCAGUAAUGAUAAAUUCUUCCAUAAUUCUCAGCAAUCCCAUAUUUCACAUGAAGAUUACGAAGAUAGAUUUACUAUUUCUACUAUAGAAGUGUGGGGAUUAUUGGUGAGUGGAAAAGAGUUGGAGGAACAAAAAAAGCAAUGGGAAUGGGAAGAAAAACAGGCUGAAGCUAGACAAAAUGUAAAUAUCCGUAAUUUAGGAGAAGAGAGAGCGUUCUUGGAAAUGGCUGGAUUAGUGGGCAAUCAUGGGGCUGCUGGUGGAUCAAUGUAG
Candida tropicalis MYA-3404 is the source of this 1878-nucleotide messenger RNA. Its product is annotated as TLD domain-containing protein. NCBI's taxonomy places the organism in Eukaryota, Fungi, Ascomycota, Pichiomycetes, Serinales, Debaryomycetaceae. The transcript has a single exon. The coding region runs from base 1 to 1878 and encodes 625 amino acids. The record is from RefSeq and is a predicted model, not a curated record.